Messenger RNA from Penicillium waksmanii, 1716 nucleotides. RefSeq names its product putative MFS multidrug transporter. Gene Ontology annotation, molecular function: transmembrane transporter activity. The transcript is spliced from 5 exons. The record is from RefSeq and is a predicted model, not a curated record. Gene Ontology annotation, biological process: transmembrane transport. Lineage: Eukaryota; Fungi; Ascomycota; Eurotiomycetes; Eurotiales; Aspergillaceae. Bases 1 to 1716 code for a protein of 571 amino acids.
AUGCCACACACACCCGAGAGCCCCGAGUCUUCCGAAACAGCAGCCACAGACAGGCGACUCGAAAAGGAUAUCGAGAAACAAAGUGAUAUCGAUGGGGACAUCGCCGACGGGAGCGUCCGCUCGCCAGGUGGAACUCCACAAGAGAAGAAGAAGAAAACAGGCCCGAGCGGAGCCAAUGGUGUCAACACCGAGCCACCUUCAGACCACCCCGAGCUAAAGGAGUGGGAAUGCUACGAUAAACUGGGAUACUCCUUCCCUUGGUGGAAGAAAUGGUAUAUAAUAUCCGUCGUCUUCGCCGUGCAGACAUCCAUGAACUGGAAUGCAAGUUUCUACGCCAGCAGUAUCAGUCUGUAUUCCAAACACUUCAAUAUCUCCGAGCAAGCAGCUCGAGUUGGGCAGAUGGACUUCCUCAUCGCUUAUGCCUUUGGAUGCGAGUUUUGGGCACCUUUCAGCGAGGAGUUUGGAAGGUGGCCCAUCAUGCAGAUGAGUCUGCUCCUCGUCAAUAUCUGGCAGAUACCGUGUGCGCUGGCUCCGAACUUCGGCACGAUCGUCGUCUGUCGUUUGCUGGGUGGCCUCUCAUCGGCUGGUGGGUCAGUAACUCUUGGUAUGGUGGCUGAUAUGUGGGAGGCAGAGGACCAGCAAUAUGCUGUUGCCUUUAUUGUUCUAUCAUCCGUCGCUGGGUCUGUGAUUGCGCCGAUCGUAGGCGGAUUUGUGGCAACUUUCCUUGACUGGCAUUGGAAUUUCUGGCUACAGUUGAUUCUUGGUGGUUUUGUACAGCUCCUGCACUGGACCAUACCCGAGACUCGAUGCAGCCUGCUGGUUACCCGCGAGGCGAGGCGACGAAGGGCAGCUGGGGAUAUGGUAUGGGGUGGAGACGAGUUGAAAGGCAACAGGCUGACAUUCCGCGGGAUCUUGAUGAUCUGGCUUCGGCCUUUUAUCAUGUUCUUCCGCGAGCCGAUUGUCCUGUGUCUUGCACUGCUGAGUGGAUUUAGUGAUUCUUUGAUCUUCACUUUCCUUCAGUCUUAUACUCCGGUAUAUAAGCAGUGGGGGUUCAAUACUAUUGAGAUUGGACUUGCCUUUAUCCCUAUCCUGGUCGGGUAUUUCAUUGCUUAUUUCUCUUUCAUACCUUGGAUUGCCAAACAUAACAGGGUACGGGAGCGUGAUCCGGAUGGAUUACAACCGGAAGCUCGACUGUAUUGGCUCCUAUUCGUGGCGCCUUUACUAUCGAUUGGGCUGUUUGGCUUCGCCUGGACAAGUCUCGGACCUCCACAUGUUCACUGGAUUGCACCGAUGAUAUUUUCCUCCUUAAUUGCAAUUGCCAAUUUCACAAUCUACAUGGCAACGAUAGAUUACAUGAUCGCCUCAUACGGACCAUACGCCGCCUCGGCCACCGGAGGUAAUGGCUUCGCGCGAGAUUUCCUCGCCGGCGUAGCUGCAAUGUACUCUGUUCCAAUGUACAGCAACAUGGGCAAGACCAAUACGCUCGAGUGGCCAUCGACAUUUUUGGGAUUCAUGGCUAUUAUCUUCACGAUCCCGAUCUACAUCUUCUACUGGAAAGGACCACAAAUCCGGGAGAGAUCCCCAUUUGCGCAGGUACUUGCAGCAGACAGGAAGAAGGCCGGACGCAAGGUAUCUCAGUGUGGAUCGGGUGACCCGGAUCCUGUGCAGCGUUACUUGUCCGAUUCACCUAUGGGCCGAGAUCAACGAACCGUUUGA